CUUUCCCAACUGUUCCAGAUGAUGAAAAUUGGAAGCUUGAGAGAAAGAAAUAGAAACUAAUGAUGGAAAUCCUAGUCCGAACACUGAGCGAUGAAUCCACCGUCAUAACCACAUCGCCAGAAAAAACAAUUAACGAUCUCAAGCUUCUAUUGAAACUCUCUUUUCCUCCGGCCUCUUCUUCUCCCAAUUUCCACCUCUUUUUCAAGGGUACUAAAUUGAACUUGCAAAGCAAAGUGAGCAGUCUCUCGAUUCGGUCCGGUGAAUUCUUUGUUUUGAUUCCAUUUACAAAGAAAGACAAGCCUCGAAUUGAAAACCCUUGUUUUUCCAACAAUGCAAGCACUGCCACAAGCUUUGCAGAUUCUACUUACUCUGAUAUGAUGCAAGAAUUCUCAUCUUUACGGGACGAAUCAGGAAAUUUUAGUGAAGAUACUAGUAAUAAUAAUAAUGUUUAUUUUAAGAGUAAACGAAGACAAGGAGUGACAAUUGACAGGGAUGAGAAAAAAGAGGGGCGUGCUUAUGACUUUUUAUGGAAUGUAUUGCGGACUUCUGAUGGGGAUUUGUUUGAGGAAAAGAAUUGUGAGAAGUUUGUUGAGGUUUUGCAGUCGGUAAAUUGUUUGUCAAGUCCUUAUUCAGGGAAAUGUAUGUUGUUAAGUGAGGCCAAACUUCGGAGUCGUGAUGAACAGGCUUCGUGUUUGUGUCCUGUGUGGUUGAAGAAAAUUGUGGAGGCGUUUGCUUUCUUAAGCAUUUUGUCUGCUUUUCUUCAGCUGCGAACGGAGAGAAUGACUUCAGCUUGUUUGAAGGAAGUGCUGGAGCAUUUAAAGAAAUUUGGGCUUGGCGUUUGUAUGGAGGACAUAGAGUGUCUUUCUGUUCUUUGUCCCAAGGUGGUAUGUUUUGUAAAUAAUGAUAUGGAGCCUAAAAAUUUUGGUGAUGCACUUGUGAUCACCCUAACUUCAACAAAGGAGGGAGACAAAGUUGACAACAAACUCGGAGCUGGUAAAAGUUGCUUGUCUCUUUCAAAGAUCUUUAGCAUAAUGAAGAAAUGGGAAAGGUCAUUCAAAACUAGCUUGUGGGAGACUAUCAAGUUGUUAAUGUCUAAACAGAAAUAUGAGAAUCUGACAUCAUUUUCCUUAGAGGAUUUGCUCAUAUUUUGGAAGGAAGGUGAUAAGGUUUCAGAAAGAAAUGAAACAAAACGGGCGAGGAGAAGCUGGUCCUCUGCUUCAAAGUCUCAUUCAGUCAAAAGACGAUGUCAUGAUACAAGCCAAUUGCUACCAGCAGAAAUGGUCGAGCAUCUCAGGAAGAGCAUUGGAUUGGAUAGACAGAUGGUUCAUGUCGAAAAUAUUGGUGCUAGGAAAGCUUCCUAUGUGGAGAUCCCUAGAGAACUCUCGGACAAUACAAAAUCUGCCCUUCAAAGUAUUGGCAUUAAUAAAUUGUACAGCCACCAGGCAGAGUCAAUAAUGGCUUCCCUUUCUGGGAAGAAUGUUGUUGUAGCAACAAUGACAUCUAGUGGGAAAUCUGUGUGCUAUAAUCUACCAGUGUUGGAGGCAUUGUCCCAUGAUUUGUCAUCAUGUGCGCUUUACUUGUUUCCCACAAAGGCCUUAGCUCAAGAUCAACUAAGAGCUUUGCUAGCUAUAAUAAAUGGAUUUGAUUGUAGCAUAAAUAUUGGCGUAUAUGAUGGUGACACUUCUCAGAAAGAAAGGACAUGGCUUCGAGACAAUGCUAGACUGUUGAUCACAAAUCCUGAUAUGUUACACAUGACAAUCCUUCCAUUACAUAGACAAUUUAGUCGAAUACUAUCAAAUCUUAGUUUUGUAGUGGUCGAUGAAGCUCAUACUUAUAAGGGAGCUUUUGGAUGCCAUACUGCCCUUAUACUAAGAAGACUUCGCAGGCUUUGCUCUCAUGUGUAUGGUGGCGAUCCUUCUUUUGUUUUCUCCACGGCAACUUCUGCCAAUCCUCGUGAGCACUGUAUGGAGCUUGCAAAUCUGUCAACAUUAGAGCUGAUUGAAAAUGAUGGAAGUCCUUCUUCUGAAAAGCUUUUUGUUCUCUGGAAUCCUGCUCUAUGUCUGAGAAAUGAGCUGGAUAAAAGUGACUAUGGCAUAGAUGAUAGAAAUGCUUCAGAUAAGAGUUUGAGCCCAAUUUCAGAGGUUUCAUACCUUUUUGCGGAAAUGGUUCAGCAUGGACUUCGUUGUAUUGCUUUUUGUGGAUCGCGUAAACUUUGUGAGCUUGUUUUAUGUUAUACGCGUGAAAUUCUUGAAGAGACAGCUCCCCACCUUGUCAAUUCCAUAAGUGCCUAUCGUGCUGGCUAUGUUGCUGAGGAUCGGAGGAAAAUAGAGAGUGAAUUUUUUGGUGGAAAGCUUUGUGGUAUCGCUGCAACAAAUGCACUUGAAUUGGGAAUUGAUGUUGGACACAUUGAUGUAACUCUGCAUUUAGGUUUUCCUGGUAGUAUUGCAAGCCUAUGGCAACAGGCUGGUAGGUCUGGCAGAAGAGAAAGGCCAUCUCUUGCUGUUUAUGUUGCAUUUGAAGGACCUCUUGAUCAAUACUUUAUGAAAUUCCCUGAGAAAUUAUUCAGGAGUCCAAUUGAAUGUUGUCAUAUUGACAGUCAAAACCAGCAGGUGCUUGAACAGCAUCUGGUUUGUGCAGCUCUUGAACACCCGUUGAGUUUGCUUUAUGAUGAGAAAUAUUUUGGGUCUGGUCUGAACAGUGCCAUAACUGCUCUUAAAAGUAGAGGAUACUUAAUUUCCGAUCAUUCAAGUGAUCCUUUGGCUAAAAUAUGGAGUUACAUUGGGCACGAGAAAAUGCCUUCACGUUCAAUCAGCAUACGAGCAAUAGAGGCAGAGAGAUACAUAGUCAUAGAUACACAACUGAAUGAAACCCUAGAAGAGAUUGAGGAAAGCAGGGCUUUCUUUCAGGUAUAUGAAGGUGCUGUUUACAUGCACCAAGGGAGGACCUAUCUGGUGAAGGAUUUAGAUUUGUCAAGAAAAAUUGCUUAUUGCGAAAAAGCUGUUCUGGACUAUUACACAAAGACUCGUGAUUAUACAGACAUACAUAUUAUUGGUGGUAAAAUUGCCUAUCCAGCCAGGGUCUCAAAGGACCAGCUCCCAAGAACGACAGCUCAAGCAAAUACUUGCAGUGUAACAACUACAUGGUUUGGCUUCCGCCGAAUUCGUAAAGGAAGCAAACAAAUCUUAGACACGGUUGAUCUUUGGCUGCCUAGAUAUUCAUAUGAAUCUCAGGCAGUUUGGAUUAGCGUUCCACAAUCCAUAAAAACAGUAGUGGAGAAGAAGUACUCAUUCUGUGCAGGUCUGCAUGCUGCCUGUCAUGCAGUCUUACAUGUAGUGCCAUUAUAUAUCAGAUGCAAUUUAUCUGACUUGGCCCCAGAGUGUCCAAAUCCUCAUGAUACCCGCUUCUUUCCUGAGAGAAUUCUAUUGUAUGAUCAGCAUCCUGGAGGGACUGGUGUCUCAAAACAGAUCCAACCAUAUUUCACAGAGCUUUUGUGUUCUGCUUUGGAACUUCUAACUUGUUGCCACUGCUCCUCAGACUCAGGUUGCCCAAAUUGUGUUCAGAAUCUGGCUUGUCAUGAGUAUAAUGAGCUCAUAAACAAGGAUGCAGCCAUCAUGAUUAUAAAGGGUGUUUUGGAUGCAGAAAAAUUAUAUUUUGAAGGACACCCUGAUUCCACACCGAGUUGUUGAGGAUAGAAAAACAAUUCAACAUCAUACGUAAUCAUGGAGGGCUGAUUUUUUAUGUUGAAUUACGUUUCUUGGUUCCUGUGGCCUGUUAGAUCUUCAUCCUUGAACCCCCACUAUCCCAGAAACUACCAGGUAGGCUUGACCAACAUCAUCAGAAUUGAUUUUUGUACACCAUACGUUUUAGAUGAUCAUGAUCUGCUAUGUCACUGAUUAUGACAAUAUUUAUGUAUAUAAUAUAUGUUUUAAGCUUCUUUCCUCAACUUGCUUACAUAGAUCUGGGGUUAAUUAUAUUUAGAAAUCCAAAAGAUCGUAUUCAAACAAGACCUUGCAGUUCAUUUCUA
This is a messenger RNA of Theobroma umbraticum, 4024 nucleotides long. Its product is annotated as UBQ, helicase-c and DEAD-like helicase domain-containing protein. Gene Ontology annotation, biological process: nucleotide-excision repair; interstrand cross-link repair. The record is from RefSeq and is a predicted model, not a curated record. Gene Ontology annotation, cellular component: nucleus. NCBI's taxonomy places the organism in Eukaryota, Viridiplantae, Streptophyta, Magnoliopsida, Malvales, Malvaceae. Gene Ontology annotation, molecular function: nucleic acid binding; 3'-5' DNA helicase activity; ATP binding.